UUUCAAUGUAGUAUGAAUUCCCGCUUCUUCUUUGGUUGGUUUACGGCUCUGUGGCUUUCGCGCUUUCGUCUCAGAAUGAAUCGAACGUCGGGCUGCGGUGGAAACAUCGGAGAUCGGAAUGCGGAUUCUUCGGCCAUUUCCGGUUCUCUAUGUUCCUUCUUUUACCUUCUUGUUUUUACUACAAUCGCAGUGUUUCGGUUGAUGGCGAAAUUAGAACGAUGGCCUUGCUAAGGGUAAACCCUAAUUUCUUCAGAUUUUUAUAAGGCACGAAUGCCUUACGAUAUUGGUGAUUUUGUUGGAAGGUAUGAAGGUGAUCGAUUUCGAUCACUGGUAGCUUUUUUCAGCUGAACCGACCUCGAUGAUUUUUCCAUGUAGCAAUUGGAUUUUAUUUUAGAAUCACUUCUUUCCUCAAUCCCCCUGCUAGUCGAAAAGUGUUGAUCAAACAUAGGAGGCAAGAAGAGAUUAAUCUUUUCAAUCAGCAACUCCCUUCGUUAUUGGAGUUAGACUGUUUGUUGAAAUAACUGAUAUUAUGGUUUGCCAAAGUUGAGUAGGAUGGUUCUAUUACAUUCCGUGGGAGAUAAUUUUCAAUUAUUCUUGUUUGGAUUAAACGUAUUUGAUGUGUUUUUCCACCAUGCCAUGCAUCUUGUUUCUUCUAGAUUCAGACCUAUUAGAAAUAUCCCAGUUGAACUAACGAGCGGAAAAAUCCAUUUGGGAUUUUCUUUAAUUUGUACAGGUGGUGGAGUCUGCAUGAUGAGUACUUCCUGGAAACAGGAGCAGCACCCAUCUUUCAUCGACUUCAUUUCAUCAUUCCUCCAUUCAAAUUCAUAUCGGCUUAACUUUCUUCAGAUAGCCCCUGAUUUUAUAUUCAACAACGGAGGAACAUCUGUUGCUUUCAUAUUCAUUACAAAUUGGGAUUGUGAUGAUUCCUCUUCUGUCUUUAGCAGGGUUACGACUCUGAAAAGACAGUUCAGGCAUCUUUAUGUUGUUGUUUCUGUACCGACUAAGGAGCAAAAUGAUUCUUUUAACGGCUCAUACUUCAAGCAUGCCAUGGAGAUUGGUAACCCGACGUUUGUGCCAGUUAGUGAUCCAGAGAUGGGUUUUGAGAAGAUUGUAAAGAUUGCUCAUGCUCGUGGUGUAUGUAAGCGACAAGAUGUCAUAUCCAUGAUGAAGCUUGAACGUAAGCGAUCAGUUGAGCAAACGGAAUGCUUACUGAGAGUCAUCACCUCCAUACCUGGAAUAGAUAACCAUGAUGCAAAUGCGCUUGCAGGUGCCAUAGGUUCUAUUGAGACAAUUUCUAAAGCUUCCAAGGCAUCUAUUUUGGAAAAUACUGACCUUUCUGUGGAUAAAGCUGAAAGAAUUUAUAGAUUUUUUAGAGAUCCAAACUAUUAUCUCGGUCCAAAAAUCAAUUAGCUGCAAAGUUACGAGCUUCAUUCAUGUACAGAUCUGCAGUUAAUUCCAUUUAGAAACACUAUCAUUUGAUUUUUUUUUUUUUCAGCUUCUAGUGAUGCACUUUGAGGGAAAAUAUAUGGGUUGAUUGCAAGAUUUAUUCUACAUGUUGAUGUUCUUCAGUUUGCCACUGAUGAUUUCGAGUGAAGUAAUUCUAUUUGUAUGUUAGUAUCAGUUUCUACCAAGUUCAACAUGCAUGAUUCAAUUGAAUCCAUAGU
Messenger RNA from Dendrobium catenatum, 1664 nucleotides. RefSeq names its product protein PARTING DANCERS. Gene Ontology annotation, biological process: resolution of meiotic recombination intermediates. The coding region runs from base 553 to 1410 and encodes 285 amino acids. Lineage: Eukaryota; Viridiplantae; Streptophyta; Magnoliopsida; Asparagales; Orchidaceae. The transcript has 7 exons. The record is from RefSeq and is a predicted model, not a curated record.